AUGUCGGAGCAGUCCUUUGGGUUGGCCGAUGUUGAUGGAAAGUUGCAAAUUGUGGCUACGGGAAGAGAUACGGCAGGGUGUUGGGUCACAGUCUCGGAGAGCGACGAGACGUGGAAUAUUGGGGCAGCCGCGGCUACCAGGCAACUUCUCGACAACACGCCUGUCUGGAAGGCUCGGCGGCUCGAUGCCGAACUCAUGGUCGAGAAUGAGUACCUGCCAAGACUGUGGCAAUCGCACUUAAUACCUUCACUAGGACACCUACCAGUGGCGAACUUGGGCAUAGGGGUAAAGCUGUCGCCGAGGGUCGAGGCGCUGAGACGGUAG
Podospora pseudocomata is the source of this 324-nucleotide messenger RNA. RefSeq lists its product as uncharacterized. The record is from RefSeq and is a predicted model, not a curated record. The transcript has 2 exons. The coding region runs from base 1 to 324 and encodes 107 amino acids. Lineage: Eukaryota; Fungi; Ascomycota; Sordariomycetes; Sordariales; Podosporaceae.